Rhineura floridana is the source of this 3689-nucleotide messenger RNA. It is a transcript of the gene MLIP, whose product is annotated as muscular LMNA interacting protein. Gene Ontology annotation, molecular function: transcription corepressor activity; lamin binding. NCBI's taxonomy places the organism in Eukaryota, Metazoa, Chordata, Lepidosauria, Squamata, Rhineuridae. Gene Ontology annotation, cellular component: sarcolemma; PML body; nuclear envelope. The record is from RefSeq and is a predicted model, not a curated record. The transcript has 18 exons. The coding region runs from base 345 to 3326 and encodes 993 amino acids. Gene Ontology annotation, biological process: negative regulation of transcription by RNA polymerase II.
CCUGGGCAGCCUGUGUCACAACUUGAGUAUGUACAGUGGUGGUGUCUAACAUGUAGCCAGCUAAGUUGCUGCUGUGUGGGAUCUGAGUCUUUCUCUUCCUCAGAAAUGGAGUCAGGAGAACAUAAAGCCAAAGUUUCAACAGGAAACCAUUUUUGGAAUCAGAAGCUAAAGCCACCCACACAACAUGGAGAACAGACUGGGGCACGACAUGGGAAAGACAGUUCCUCAUUUAAUUUCCCUUACAGAGAACAGAGGCGUUGGAAGGACAACACUGAGGGGGCCAACCGUAUCUCUAAUUGGAGAAAGGUCUGGAGUUGGGAUGCCACUGUGGAGAAGGCCCUGCCAUGUGCCACUGUCAAAUAGUUCCUUCUGAAUCUGGAUUUCUGAGGUUCACAUUUGUUCCCACAUUUGGGAGGCUGCCAACUCAGUUUCACAUUUCCGAAGCCACAACAUUUCUUGCAGAAGCUGCAGAGGGACCUGUGGAUACAAACUCUCAAGGAAUUACUGGACACACAACUGAAACAGUGAUUGAAGACCAGGCCGUUGGAAGUGGAAGCAAACUAAGCUGUGACCCCACCAGUUGUACAAACAGUUUACAAACCAAAGAUCGUAAGGCAAGGCAAGAGGAAAUGGAGGGAAAUGACCUUUUCAAAGCCGAAUAUGUCUUCAUUAUGGACUCAGAUGAAGACAAAAGUGCUACUGUAGGCCAUAGCUAUGGACAGGGAAGAUGCAAGAUUUUAGAUGCAGCCUGUGAAUCUGCUGGUGGGGAGUCAAGAGGACAUUGGAAUGCUCCAGAGCUAUCAUUGCACACAGAGACGUCUUACAGUUCUGCCAGUCAACAGAAACAAUCUCAGUUAACUUCUUCUCUAUCUACCUCUGAUCAUCCUUCCUAUAAGCCACCUGUUGCUCAUUUACUUCCUUCAACUAACCUGAAAGUAGCCCAGGAUCCAACUCCUGUCCAUCAAGCCUCUUCUCUUCAAGAAUCCCACAGCCAAUGGCAGUCUGCAAAUGGAUCCUCCAUACACCAGACCUCUACCUAUUUACAGUCUACUGCUUCUUAUAGUCUCCCUUCUUCCAUAUUGCAAAGACCUUAUUUCCCAUUUAACAGCCUUUCAGAUGGCGCACAGUUACCCAGUGGUCUCCACCAGGCUAGACAUCAUCCCAAAAUAUCUGAGACCACCUCAACACCUUUAUUAAGCAAAGACCCACACCCUUCUUCACAGGUUCACAGUUCAGCAGACACUCCUCAGAGCUUGUCCCCCCAGGCCUGUUCUCCUCUCCCUUCUAAGAGAUUUACGGUGGUUCCUAUGUAUAUCACAACCCACUUAUUAUCUCCUAGUCCAAAGCCCCUGUCUUCUCCUCUUCAUGGUUCCUCCUCAACCAUAUAUAGUGUAAGCAACCCCUGCAGCCAAAUGUCAUCUAGUGGGAACCUUCUGAGGUCUGGAAAUAAAUCCUCUCUGCCAACCAGGCUGUCUCUGCUGACUGCUAUUCUAAAGUCAGGCUCUGCUCCAAAAAGGCCCUUUUCUCCUGCAUCUUGCCCUGCCACAUUUUCCCCCAAUUCUUUAGGCUCUUCAACACUGACAAUAGACCAUAAGUUUAAAGUGACCCCUCCGACACCUAAGAAAUCUGCCUCAGGUUAUUCAGUUAGGUCACCUUCUCCAAGUCAUGAGGAAUUUUGCCUUUCGGUAUUUUCUAAUGUGCCAAACCACAUGGCCCUAUCUUCAAAGGGCAGCCCUGCUCUUAAAACUAGCUCCCCAUCCCCUAAAAGACAUCUUGACACUAGGGCACUUUCCCCUGACAAAUUGCGCCCUUUGUCACCCACAAUUUCUUCCUAUAGAAAAACGGUUGUGUCUCCACUUUUACAACCAAAAUUACCUACUUUUGCCUUACCUCCCCAUGCCCCAAGGAAAGCGGCCCACUCUCCUACCCACAGAACCAGAGGGCCUGAAAGGUCCAAGAAGGUACACACCUACUCCUCCACUUUCACUGCUAAGUCCUAUCCAGUGUCCCCUCCUGCUAGUAACCAAAGAGACACAGUCUCCCGCACUUCCGAAAAGGGUUCUCUCUCUCCAACCUUUAUGUAUUCUAGUUAUCGGUCAAAUGAACGUUCACCACAAGGCAUUGCUAAAAGCCUAGAUGCCUAUUCGCCACCCCCUUCUCCUCAUUGGCCUGUUUCUCAUACAGAUUCGCUUUCACCCACUCCUCCAGGCUGUAAUAUUAAAUCCCCUUCAGCACAGACAAAUUCCUCCUCAGUUCAUUCGAGCUUCAGAGCUUGCCCUCCAUCUUCAAGACCCAGGACCCCAACAGUAACACAGGAUAGAUCUCCUACCAGGGUGCGCUCACCUUGCUCACUGUUGUCAAGAUCCAGGGAGUUGACUUCACCACUGUCUUUCUCUCUGCCUUCUGACUCUGAGAAUAAGAUGCUCAAGCCACACAAGAUCAAGACAAGCUACAAAGCAUUUGCAGCAAUCCCUACAAACACAAUACUUUUGGAACAGAAGGCACUUGAUGAACCCGCCAAAAUGGAAGUGUCUGAAGACAAAGCUUUGGAUACACAUUCAGAGAUGUGUUCCCCUGCUCAGCUCAGGCAACAAACUGAAGAGCUAUGUGCUGCUAUUGAUCAAGUCUUACAGGACCCCCUGUCUAUGCGUCGAUGGGAUUCUUCUCCAGGCUCCCUGCAGAACAUAUUGGAUUCAGAUGUAGGCAAAAUAUCACAAGCUUCACAGAGACCAUCUGGACGGGAAACAAGAUUUGCUACUCUCUACACAUCAGCACCAGCAGCAUCUGAGAGUAAAAAGACAAAGCCUGGUGUCAUCCGCCCAACAAUAGUGAAAGCAAAAAUAAUAAUAAAAGAAGAGGAGCCCAUCCAACCAAACCCGUUCAGAAAGUACCUGGAAGGAACCAGUGAUCCCCAAACUGAUCAGGAUCCAUCUCUUUUCCAUCCUUUUUUUCACACUAAACUGAGCCCUUCUACUAAGUCCCCAUCACACCCACAGGCUGUCUCUCAUGCUGAUUUGCUAACUCCUGGACCAUUCAAUCAUUUGGGUUCCAUCUUUGGAGACAUCCAUGACAGUUCUUAUAGUCCUUUCCAUCGCAAUACUUUGUAUAACAAGCCCACUCAUCCAAUAGUGCCCAUUCCAGAAAAUGAAGCACUCAGCUCCAAAGAGCUUUGUUCUGCUAGAGUAAAAAAACAGCCAGAUUUGCCAGCCUACCAGGAAAACAAAGAUCAAAGCAAAGGAAACUUUCCAGACAAUGGAACCUCUCACAGCAAAGUUCACUGUCUACUCAGAGGAGACCUUGGGAACGUUUUUGCAAAAGCUAGCUGAGGCUGCCACUGUGGGAUGUUCUGUCUAGGAGUUAGAAAAGACAUGAUUUAGGAUUAGAAGUGAAUUGCAAAGAACGCUACUUACCAUUCUGAUGCAAUGCUGGCAUGAAAUCCAUGCUGAAGUAAAUAGGAAUGUUGCGACUUAGAAUGGCCUGUCUCACUGUAAAGUAUCAGUGCACAGGAAAUAAUCGGGAACUUGGCAGCGCAAGAGCACAUGCUGAAAUAUUUGUGGGAAAUUGCUCUACAACUUCUCAAAGUGUCAAAUGAAUGUUUAAUGAAUGUUUAAUGUAUGUUGCAAAGAAAAUGACACCGAAAGAUUCUUUCAUUUUGAAAUGAAAUAAAGUUGAACUGUAUAUUGUGUAAA